GUGGACACCAGCAGCAGGUGACGAGAGGAGUGCAGCAGCAGAGCAGCCGCCGCACCCACGUCCUCACAGGGCACAGCCGGUACCAGCAUCAGCAGCAGCUGGUGCCCAACGAACGCCCACGCCGUCCCGCUGCUCCCCCUCCCGAGCAGCAGCACCAAUGCAGCUGCUGUGGAGAGCAAGGUCAUGUACAUCAGUGUUGCAAGUUCAACCUCGCCCGCGGACCGUUUCAGCAGCGGAGGAACGGUGAUUUUGGCGGCGGGUCUGUGUUCCAGCAGCAGCAGCAACAACAGCGGCAGAAGCCAGGCANCCGCUGCUCCCCCUCCCGAGCAGCAGCACCAAUGCAGCUGCUGUGGAGAGCAAGGUCAUGUACAUCAGUGUUGCAAGUUCAACCUCGCCCGCGGACCGUUUCAGCAGCGGAGGAACGGUGAUUUUGGCGGCGGGUCUGUGUUCCAGCAGCAGCAGCAACAACAGCGGCAGAAGCCAGGCAUGGUGUAUGGCAGCACUGGUGGAUUUCAGCAGCAGCCGCGGCAACAACAGCUGGCGGCCGGCUCCACCCAUGGUGUGGUUGGACAGUUGAGUGGUGGGGUGGUUGUUGGCGAGAAGGGGGGGGGUGCUGCUGCCGGUUCGUUUGUGGCGUCGUUGCUGGUAAAAGCCCCCGCCAACGUAUCUUCUCCCAACGCAGUUACGCACCCCGCCACUCAUUCUCCCCCGCGACCCACGACAUCACGUGUAGCACCGGCAGUAGCGCGGAAACGCGCAGAACUGGAUCUCAUGGAGGCCGGGUACAGUAAAAGUGUAGCAAUGCGGCAGAUUCCCGGACCAUACAGCGUUAUUGUAGUUUCGCCAUCCGCGGCAUCGCAACAACCCAAGCAGUCACCGUCGCAGCAGCAGCAGCAGCAGCAGCAACAGCCAGCAGCCUCACUUGUGCCAUCACCCACAGCAAACCAUGCCGAUGAGAUCCGUCCUGCUGCCCCAUCUUCAACGGUUGGGAUUUGUGGAACGGCAUCCGCACCGGCGGUCGCAACGGCGGCUUCGGUCAGAGCUGCGGUGGCAGGAGUAACGCCGCAUGGAGCGACAACGGCAGUGGCUGCGACGGAAACGGCGGCGGUUGGGACAGCAGUAGCAGCGGCGUCCCCGGUUGCCGCGUUGGCGCCGGGCAGUCAAGAUACGUGCGCCGACAGCGGCGGCCUGACCUACAGCAGCGGUGGAGACGACGACAUCUACGGUUUCGAGAGGGGCGCGUCGUACCCUUUUGACCCGGGAGGAUUAUUUGCGCAGGAGGUGCGUGAAGAGGGAGAUCACAACAGCGGUGGUAAGGAGGACCGGAGCAGCGGUGGCCGCAGCAGCAGCAGCGGCGACGGCGGAGACGGCGCGGCCUGGCAUGAAGCGUCAACGCAUCCCUUUGACAGAGGGAAGCGGUCCCGGUGGAGGAGAGCGACCAGGGGGGCCGUGCUGGGAGUGGACCUCCCAUUCGAUCGAGGUAGAGAUGCAUGGGCACAUGCCGGGGGCACCAUCAUCGGAACCGGCGGCGGCGCGGACAGCUUCGGCGGACAGCUUCGGCCGAGCCCCUUCGCCGACAACACCAUGAUCAGGAGCGGCGACAGCAGGACGCGCCGCGACAUGAGUGGUGGCUUCGGCCAGAGCUCCGGGGGGCGGUGGCAACGGCGACGGCGGUGACGGUAGUAGCGGCCGCAGCAGCAGCAGCGCAAUGGAUGGUCUGGUUGGGGCGGGCACGUUCGAGCCGGCAGGAGGGCUCUAGCAACGAGGAACGAACGUCAUCUCUGCCAAAUGGGUCUACACGUGGAAACCUGAUGAAUUCGGUGAUGUGUUGCGUGCAAAGGCUCGGCUUGUCGCUAGGGGUUUCGGUCAGCGUGAAGGUUUUGACUAUUUUGAGACUUUUUCCCCGUGCCCUACCCAUCCGAGUAUUCGCCCCUUGUCUGCUAUCGCGUGUGAAAUGGGUUGGGACGUGUGCCACUGUGAUGCUGAUCAAGCGUUUGUGCAAUCGAAGCUAGAUGAGAUCGUGUACGUGCGUCUGCCGCAGGGUUGUGGGCCCCUUUCGGGUAAGAUUGUGAGACUUGCCCGUAGUCUUUUUGGCUUGAAGCAGGCGUCACGCACGUGGCACCACCACCUUGUUCAGGGCAUGAAAUCGCUUGGGUUUGACCAAUGUGCUGCUGAUGCGUGUGUCAUGCGUUUGAUCGAGGAUGGUGUGCUUUCCAUGGUAAUUGUGGUGCAUGUGGAUGACAUUUUUUCCAUCGGGCGGAAGAGUAGGUGUGACAGGUUUGGCCGAGACUUGAACGCCUACGUUCCCAUCACCAACCUCGGAGCGUUGCGCUUGUAUGCGGGAGUUCGUUUUUCACGCGAUUGGGAUGCUGGAACGCUUACAUUGUCGCAAGAAACUUUUGCUGUCAGCUUGGUUGCGAAGUUUGGUGUCACGCGCAACAAGGAGACCCUGAUGCCUGUUGGAGUGAAGCUUGAUGAUUUUUCUGCUGACGAACCUGAUUUUCUUGAGCCUUUUCGUUCUUUGGUAUUCCCAUGCACCUAAGAGCAUACACUGGCGGGCUGCGUUGCAUAUUGCGAUGUACAUUAGAUUCACGAGCUCUUGGUAUUACAUUUCAGCGGGGUUCAAGGGAGGGUAUCGAUUUGCGCUUGUAUGUUGACUCCAACUAUGCCAGCCGGGCCACUAACCGGCGGUCGGUCUCGGGAGCAGUUGUGAUGUGCGACGGUGCAUGUGUUUCGUUGUUAUCUAGGACGCAGAAAAGUGUGACCCUGUCGUCGACGGAAGCACAGUAUGUUGCGAUGGCU
Ectocarpus sp. CCAP 1310/34 is the source of this 2802-nucleotide messenger RNA. Lineage: Eukaryota; Phaeophyceae; Ectocarpales; Ectocarpaceae. The record is from the annotation of a GenBank genome assembly.